AUGUACCAAGAAGUCGCACUUCUCUUAGCUCUCCUCUUCGUCUCUUCCAACAUCGUCGUAUCUGCCCCAAUCCGCGAUGGUUUAUUACCAAACGGCAAUUUCGAGAUGGGUCCUAAACCGUCCCAACUAAAAGGAUCCAUUGUUAAGGCACGAACCGCCGUACCGAGCUGGGAGAUAACCGGUUUCGUGGAGUACAUCAAAGCUGGUCAGAAACAAGACGACAUGGUCCUGGUCGUACCGGAAGGCUCCUCCGCCGUCAGACUAGGCAACGAGGCCUCAAUCUCCCAGAAAAUCUCUGUCCUGCCAGGCCGUCUAUACUCGAUCACGUUCAGCGCAGCUCGAACAUGCGCUCAGGACGAGCGGCUCAACAUCUCCGUCACACACGAGUCCGGUGUCAUCCCUAUCCAGACCGUGUACGGCAGUGAUGGCUGGGACUCAUACUCUUGGGCUUUUAAAGCUGGUGGACCCGACAUAGAGAUUCGGAUCCAUAACCCGGGUCACGAGGACCACCCGGCUUGUGGACCGUUGAUCGACGCUAUCGCUAUCAAGGCUUUGUUCCCUCCAAGAUUCUCUGGAUAUAAUCUGAUAAAGAACGGUAAUUUCGAAGAAGGGCCUUACGUGUUUCCCACGGCAAAAUGGGGAGUAUUGAUCCCACCGUUCAUGGAGGACGACAACAGUCCGUUGCCCGGUUGGAUCAUCGAAUCUCUCAAGGCUGUUAAGUACGUCGACAAGGCACACUUCUUCGUCCCUGAGGGACAGCGAGCCAUCGAGCUAGUCGGAGGCAAAGAGAGCGCCAUUUCUCAGAUCGUGAGGACCUCGGUUAACAAAUUCUAUGCCCUCAGUUUCAACGUAGGAGACGCGAGAGACAUGUGCGAGGGACCGAUGAUAGUGGAGGCUUUCGCUGGAGGGAGCAAGAUCAUGGUGGACUACAAGUCUACGGGGAAAGGCGGGUUUAAACGGGGAAGGCUCGUGUUCAAGGCCGUGUCGGCGAGGACACGUGUCACUUUCUUGAGCACGUUUUACCAUACGAAAAGUGAUCACUCUGGGUCGAUGUGUGGCCCGGUGAUCGAUGACGUCAGCCUAGUGGAGGUUGGGAAACUCCGAGGAUGA
Molecule: messenger RNA, 1110 nt
Organism: Microthlaspi erraticum
Lineage: Eukaryota; Viridiplantae; Streptophyta; Magnoliopsida; Brassicales; Brassicaceae
Source: the annotation of a GenBank genome assembly